Molecule: messenger RNA, 579 nt
Organism: Neltuma alba
Lineage: Eukaryota; Viridiplantae; Streptophyta; Magnoliopsida; Fabales; Fabaceae
Exons: 1
Coding region: 1-579 (192 amino acids)
Biological process (GO): double fertilization forming a zygote and endosperm; regulation of protein localization to cell surface; regulation of double fertilization forming a zygote and endosperm
Cellular component (GO): extracellular region; vesicle
Source: RefSeq, a predicted model, not a curated record
AUGGCUGGAUCCAAAUCAUCAAACAUUUUCUCAUCAGUCCUUUUCUGUGCAACCACGUUAAUGUUUCUGUCAAAUAUUCUGAACAUCGUCCCAAAAGCUCAGGCAGCACGGGACAUGACCAUUUCUGCAGAAGAAGCAACAAAAUGCUUCAGUUUCCUAGGAGACGUACCAGGUUGUGCAGAAGGAAUGUUGGGAAACUGGUCGUUGAUAAAUCACCGUUGUUGCAAGGCCAUCCUUGAUGAAAGUCAACUUUGCUGGGAUAAAAUUAACCCUGUUCAUGCAGAAAUCCCUCAAAUCUACAAAGAUUAUUGCACUGGAGGCUUUCUAGAACCUUCUUCUCCUUCUCCAUCUUCUUCGAUUGAGACGACUCAAGAUCUUGAACAGUGUUGGGCUUCUUUAAGGAACAUAGAAGGUUGUGUUGGGAACAUAUUUUAUGCAUUGCUUCAUGGUGACUUUAAUAAGGUUGGACAUGAAUGUUGCCAGGCUGUGGAGUCCACUGCGGACGAGUGUUUGUUUAAGAUGUUCCCUUGGAACCCUUUCUUUCCCAUUUUGCUUAUCAGGUUUUGUACCAAUCAUUAA